CUUGACAUGAAUCGCAUGAACAUGAUGGAGCAAGUCCAUUUAGCGGGCGAGGACGAAGAUGACAUUUAUGGGGGCUUCAAUGAUUACAAUGCCACUCUGGAUGUUGAUGAUUUACAACACGAUACAUCCUUCCAGAAAGCUGUGAUGAGAACAAGUCAUGGUCGGCGACCUCCCCCUACAGCAGCCAGGGGACUGGGGGGAGUUCCUGGAACCGCCGCACGAGGUAGAAUGGGAAUGCCCUCCUCCAUGGGCCGCCUAAAUACAGGAGCAGUGGGAGGAGGCCAGGAUAUGGCUCGUCCAAUGACGGCAGUGAGAGGGGCAGGGUAUACGUCAGCCGGAAAUAGAGCUGCAGGUUUUGAUCCCAUGAAUCAGGCAGGACCGGCUCCCCCACUGGAGCCCAAGCCAGAGGAAACCCCAGAGGAGAAGAUCCGCCAGUUGGAGAAAAAAGUUAAUGAACUAAUAGAGGAGAGCUGUUUUGCCAAUAGCACUGGAGACCUUAGUCUGGCUCUUGAAAAGGCUAAAGAAGCAGGGAGAAAAGAAAGAGUUCUAGUGCGACAGAGGGAGCAACAGUCCAUGGGAGAUCAGAUUAACCUUGAUCUGACCUACUCUGUGCUGUUUAACUUAGCCAACCAGUAUGCUGCUAAUGAGAUGUUUAACGAAGCACUCAACACCUAUCAAGUGAUAGUCAAAAACAAAAUGUUUACAAAUGCAGCAAUAUUCUAUACAUUCUUUGUCCCUGUGCAGCUCCAAUGGAAGUACGAUGCUGAGAACUGCAUUAAGACAGCAGCCAAGAUCAUCUCACCGGCCAUCGAAGCCCAGUUCUCCCUGGGAUACGACAGGUGCACAGAGCAAGUGAAGUCCUCACAGUACCUUGACCUUGCCCAUGACCUUGAAAUCGACAAGGCCAUCAUGUUCCUGAAAGAGAAAGAUUUCAACCAAGCGAUCGAGACUCUGAAAUCUUUUGAAAAGAAGGACACAAAAGUAGCGAGCACGGCUGCCACCAACCUGUCCUUCCUGUACUUCCUGGAGAAUGAUUUAGAACAGGCUGACAAGUACGCUGAGCUGGCAAUGAGUGCUGAUAGAUAUAAUCCCGCAGCUCUGGUGAAUAAGGGAAAUGUGCUGUAUGCCCGAGGAGACUAUGAGAAGGCUAGAGAAUUCUAUAAAGAGGCUCUACAGAAUGACUCGUCGUGUGUAGAGGGGCUAUACAAUCUAGGGUUAACCAAUAAAAAGAUAAGUCGGUUAGAGGAUGCACUGGACUGUUUCUACAAACUUCACGCUAUUCUACGUAACAGUCCACAAGUCAUGUACCAGAUAGCGGAUCUACAUGACCAAUUGGAAGACACAGCACAGGCCACAGAGUGGUUCAUGCAGUUGAUAGGCGUGGCCCCCACAGACCCCUCAGUUCUCGCGCGGACCGGAGAAAUCUAUGACAAUGAGGGGGAUAAA
Messenger RNA from Saccostrea cuccullata (small rock oyster), 1446 nucleotides. RefSeq names its product intraflagellar transport protein 88 homolog. The annotation marks the transcript as partial. Lineage: Eukaryota; Metazoa; Mollusca; Bivalvia; Ostreida; Ostreidae. Gene Ontology annotation, molecular function: kinesin binding. The transcript has 15 exons. The record is from RefSeq and is a predicted model, not a curated record. Gene Ontology annotation, cellular component: ciliary basal body; non-motile cilium; ciliary base. Gene Ontology annotation, biological process: non-motile cilium assembly; intraciliary transport.